Serpula lacrymans var. lacrymans S7.9 is the source of this 560-nucleotide messenger RNA. RefSeq lists its product as uncharacterized. Gene Ontology annotation, molecular function: heme binding; iron ion binding; oxidoreductase activity, acting on paired donors, with incorporation or reduction of molecular oxygen. The coding region runs from base 191 to 505 and encodes 104 amino acids. Lineage: Eukaryota; Fungi; Basidiomycota; Agaricomycetes; Boletales; Serpulaceae. The transcript is spliced from 3 exons. The record is from RefSeq and is a predicted model, not a curated record.
GGCAUUCUUCCGUGAAACACUGCGUUUAUUUCCCGCAGCAAUAUGGUUAUCGAAACUUGUAUAUGCUGAUGCCGUGCUUCCUGCACAACACUUUACUGUGGGAGAGAAGGGUACCCUCACUCCUGGCAAGCCUUUUUCAGUGGCAGUGCCAGCCGGUAGUGUUGUAAUACUUGAUAUAUGGAGCUUACAUAUGAAUCCAUUAUAUUGGGGUGAUGAUGUCGAGGAUUUCAAGCCUGAGCGAUUCAUUGAUUCGGACACAUAUCGCUGGCCACGGGAUGCAUUCUUAUCAUUUUCGGCUGGCCCUCGUGCUUGCAUUGGCCAAAGAUUUGCUUAUACCGAAAGUGUUUGCAUCCUCGCCAGCCUCGUUGAUCGAUAUGAAGUGCUCUUACCAGAGAACCUGAUGCACAAACCGUUUGAGGAGCAGAAGGAAAAAAUGCUGAAAUGGACACACAGCAUCACUUUGAUUCCAACCAACGCCAAUGUCAGACUCCGUCGGAGGACAUGAUGUAAAAUAGUCAAGUCAUCAUAUGCAAACCGUGCUGCUCCACGUGUUUGGAACU